Molecule: messenger RNA, 1849 nt
Organism: Onychostoma macrolepis
Lineage: Eukaryota; Metazoa; Chordata; Actinopteri; Cypriniformes; Cyprinidae
Gene: bicdl2l
Product: bicaudal-D-related protein 2-like
Exons: 6
Coding region: 434-1597 (387 amino acids)
Biological process (GO): Golgi to secretory granule transport; vesicle transport along microtubule
Source: RefSeq, a predicted model, not a curated record
CCAAACGGAACAGCUUGUACCCAUGUGUUUACUUUAGACAUAUCUGAUAAUGUUAGCAGCAUUUCAUUUAGCCUGUAUAAUAUGCAUGCAAUUUCUUUCUCUAGCUUCCACUUCUCUCACAGGGAGAUUUAAUUAUAGUCUAGUCUAAGUGUUGCGUUCAAAGCUCAACAUAAUCAAAGGGCGUUAUCCUUAUUUCACAGACGUGCCUGAACACGCACUGCCGUCUCGUCAAUGUUUAUGUUAAUCUACGUACCAAAGCCUCAGUCCCACAGGUAAAACCCUCUGUGAUGUCAAACCCUGUGAGGGUUGUUGACGCACCUGGCAUUUCUGAGCGUCAAAAGACUGGAAAAACUGGUUUGAAGACAUUCUCUGAUCUGAGUUUCAGUCUUCACUCUCCUGAUAAGAGCGUGCAUUUCAGCUCUGGCGCUCUUAGAUGAUAAUGGAGGCCCAUAGGAAAGAUUCACCAGUAACUUUGAGCACGUUUAGGGACCUCCUGGAGUCACCACUGACCACCGAGGAAGUCCACAAACGAUUAACUGACGAUGAGGAUUCAAUUUCAAGUCAUGACACGGACAGAGAGUCUAACAGCUCGCCGCUGUGCACACUGGAUGAGUUACAAGAACAGCUGGCCGUGGAUGACAGCAGUGGCCGCAGAGAUGUGACCGGUCAAACGGACGACUCGCGCUUUAUGACCGUGGUUGAACAAUCUGACCCAAACGCGCCCCAGAAGCCCGCUCGGUCAUAUUUAGAUGAAGCGUUACCGGAUCUGCUCCGGAGUGGAAGCCCACUUCGCAGACGAGUGUCCAGCCCGGUGUCUGUCACGCUGAAGCAUGUGAAAAGGGAAGUGCAAUUAUCUCGGCAGCGCAGUCUAAAGCUCAAGGCACAGGUGGACAGACUGCAACAACAGAAUGAUAGCGGACCCGGCUGGAGUGAAAACAAACACCGGGUGGCAGAGGAGAUUCAGUCGGUUGUAAAGCUGCUACUCCCUCUGACAGAUUUAGAGGCAGCAGAAGUUGAUCAGCCGUCCCAAACCAAUCCUUUAGACAAGGCACUGCUUCAACUGCAGAAAGUGGCCCGGACACUCGCCGUUAACUACACCUCUCAGGGAAAGGAGUCUGGGGAAGAUGCUCCCAUUUUACAGCAAGCUCUACGGGACAGAGAUGAAGCCAUUGCAAAGAAACGAGCAAUGGAGACUGAGCUACUGAGAAGCAAGAACGAACUAAUGACACUGAACAACCAACUUUUGGAAGCUGUUCAGAGUCGACUAGAACUGUCCAUAGAGCUGGAGGCCUGGAAAGAUGACGUACAGACCAUUCUUCAUCACCAGCUCCUCAGACAGCAGCAGGAAGAACAGGCUCAGAAGAAGUCUAGAGGGUUCAAUGUUCUGCGACGCUCAAAUAAGCCCCUUCUUCCCAAACCUGAUUACUCUUCCAUGAUCCACGCCUCUGUCCCGAUCCCCCAGUCUCCAUCACCUGCAGGAACACAGAAAUGGAAAGACAAGUUCAGACGAGGAAAAAUCGGCACGCAAGGACCUGCUGAGUCUCUGCCACAAAGGAGCGACAAAGAGGACAAUUUUCAAACGGUUUCUUUGGACUGAUGAUUUCACGUCUCUUUGAUUGUUCAAUGAUUUUGAUCAUAUUGCCUCACCUCAUUUUGUACAUCAAUCCUAAGGAUGUAAAUAAUAUUAUGAAUAAUGUUUUGACACAUUUGAACUAUGUUAUGGAUGUGCGUUACACUGUAGAGAAUAUAUUAAUGUGCUGAGAAUCUUAAAGGGUUUUGUUGACCUGCAGUCACGAACUUCCUAGUAAUAUAUUAAGAAAAGGGAAUAAAGGUGACAGAAACGACAAUA